Molecule: messenger RNA, 3962 nt
Organism: Phyllostomus discolor (pale spear-nosed bat)
Lineage: Eukaryota; Metazoa; Chordata; Mammalia; Chiroptera; Phyllostomidae
Gene: VPS36
Product: vacuolar protein sorting 36 homolog
Exons: 14
Coding region: 72-1232 (386 amino acids)
Biological process (GO): protein transport to vacuole involved in ubiquitin-dependent protein catabolic process via the multivesicular body sorting pathway
Cellular component (GO): late endosome membrane; ESCRT II complex
Molecular function (GO): phosphatidylinositol-3-phosphate binding; ubiquitin binding
Source: RefSeq, a predicted model, not a curated record
CCGCCCCGCGUUCUCGAGCUGCCCGCGAGCGGCGGCGCGGACGAGCGGCUGGGACCCGCCAGGCCGAGACCAUGGACCGAUUCGUGUGGACCAGCGGCCUCCUGGAGAUCAACGAGACCCUGGUGAUCCAGCAGCGCGGGGUGCGCAUCUACGAUGGCGAGGAGAAGAUAAAAUUCGACGCUGGGACCCUCCUUCUUAGUACGCACCGGCUGAUUUGGAGAGAUCAGAAAAAUCAUGAGUGCUGCAUGGCCGUCCCGCUGGCGCAGGUCGUGUUCAUCGAAGAGCAGGCGGCGGGCAUCGGGAAGAGUGCCAAAAUCGUGGUUCACCUGCACCCGGCUCCUGCUAACAAAGAGCCAGGCCCCUUCCAGAGCAGCAGGAACUCCUACAUCAAACUCUCCUUCAAGGAGCAUGGCCAGAUCGAGUUUUACAGGCGUUUGUCGGAGGAAAUGACGCAGAGACGGUGGGAGACCAUGCCGGCGCCCCAGUCCUUCCAGGCCAGCCGCGGACCCCAGCCAGGAAGAAUAAGGGCUGUUGGAAUUGUAGGCAUUGAAAGGAAACUGGAAGAAAAAAGAAAAGAAACCGACAAAAACAUUUCCGAGGCCUUUGAAGACCUCAGCAAGCUAAUGGUCAAGGCCAAGGACAUGGUGGAGCUCUCCAAGUCCAUUGCGAACAAGAUCAAAGACAAGCAAGGCGACAUCACAGAGGACGAGACCAUCAGGUUUAAGUCCUAUUUGCUGAGCAUGGGAAUAGCUAACCCAGUUACCAGGGAAACCUGCGGCUCAGGCACUCAGUACCACAUGCAGCUGGCCAAGCAGCUGGCUGGGAUACUGCAGGCACCUCUGGAGGAGCGAGGCGGCAUCAUGUCGCUCACGGAGGUGUACUGCUUGGUGAACAGAGCCCGAGGGAUGGAGUUGCUCUCACCAGAAGACUUGGUGAACGCAUGCAAGAUGCUGGAGGCCCUAAAGUUACCUCUCAGGCUGCGGGUGUUCGACAGCGGCGUCAUGGUCAUCGAGCUCCAGUCCCACAAGGAAGAGGAAAUGGUGGCCUCGGCCCUGGAGACGGUUUCAGAGAAGGGGUCCCUAACGUCAGAAGAGUUCGCCAAGCUGGUGGGCAUGUCUGUCCUCCUGGCUAAAGAAAGGCUGCUUCUCGCAGAGAAGAUGGGCCACCUUUGCCGGGACGACUCCGUGGAAGGCUUGCGGUUUUACCCGAAUUUAUUCAUGACACAGAGCUAAGGGACUUUUGUAUUUUAAACACUUUCUCAUCCAUAGUCCGGCGUUGUGUAGAGUUUGUGUGACAUCGAGCUAAGAAUAAACACCGAUACACUGAGAAUCCACCGGAGCUCUGCAGCGCAACGUAAAACCCUUUCAAUUUCUCCCUAAAUAUUACGGUCUCGGAAGCUGAUUUAGGGCAAGUCCAGGAAAAUACAGAAAAAUGGAUGCCAACGUGAAUUCGAACUCAUGCCACAGUUGUAUCGAACCCUCACGGUUUACCUUGAAAUACGGUGGAUUUUGGCUUGACCUUCAGACCUCACCAUUCUCUAAAGAAAGGAAUUUGGUUCGUGGGGGAAGAAAAAGAAACACGUGUCUGGGCAGGCUAGGUCGUUACUUCGGUGUGACCGAAACGCACUGGCUUGUAAAUAAGUGCAGUUUGUCUGUGUCUAAUGUGCCCCUUUCGGGGGUUUCCACGGAGCAAGCCCCGCCGCCGUGCCCUUCGAGGACCCGCCGGCGUUGGAGCAGAGCGUCCGCAUGCACAGCGCCACCCGAGGCCGCUGCCGGGGGCCCUGCGCCACAGGGGUCACGGCGUCUCCCCCCAGACCCAGUGAAGCACCUUACAAGUGGAGGGAAUUUUAUUCGACUUGCGUAGGUAUUAUCUGACUCGUUUCUUUUUUUUUCAAGCGGCAGUUUCAUGCCUGGCAUGUAAAGAAUGCAACUAUGUCAUUUGUUCAAGAACGCUGUGCAUUUUGAAGCCGAAUUAAAGAGCUGUGUGGGCACGCCCGGAGUUACGACUGCAGAUUUGGGAAGCAGAUGGCUCAGGCAUUCCCUAGGACCGUGUGUGGGUGCAGGGGCCGGGAGAAGCUUUGACCAGUGUGGGGACCUUGGUGCCCUUUGACCUCAUGGCCAAGGCAUAGGAGUGGAAAAGUAACGUCUCCUUUUCCUUUCCUCAAGGAGUUUCCACCCUGAACUUGUAGAAAUCUUGCUAUCAUAUUCUAGCAAUUAUUUUUUCCUCACCUCAUACAUAAUACAUCAUGUGGAGAAACUUUCCGGCUGAAAAAUACUACGGAGGUGGCAAAAACUGUCCCACACUGAGUGUAGGUGGCUCAGGUGUUCCCAUGGCCUCUCUGACUUCCUGUGUCUGGCUGUACAGCUCGAGGUUCGUAGGGUGCACCUCCAACUCGGGGGCCUGACAGCCACCAAGGGGACCCUCCUCCUGAGACUGAGUCAUGGGGGGGACUGGACCGAUGGGUUUUGGCCAAGUCUCCGGAGGGACGGGCUCUGUGUGGAGGGAACCACUGAGAGCCAGAGGAGGCAGUCCCCAGUGUCACACCCUGGGGUCCCUGAGAUGUCCUCGCUAAGUGAAGAGGCUGCUCCAGGUGCCCUCUGGGAGGGGUCCCCGUAGGAGCAGCCAGAGUCCAUCCCUGAUCCCACCAGAAAGUGGCCGUGGCCACAGCCGCCGCACCACCUCCAGUGUCUCCGGAAUGUGCAGUGGCUGAGGCGUCCUGCCCCAGGCUUCACUCUGCAGACCCGCAGCCGAUGCUGCAUGGUGACCGAUGCUGUUUUGGGGAAAGUUCAGGGUCUGGCUGCCCAAGUCUUUUGGGACUGUCUGGCCAUAGUGGAAACUUGUUUGCAUGUUCCCCCUACCCCCACGCCGCAACUCCCCCCACCCAUCCCCCUGGUGUCUGGGCUGCGGAACUGAGACUGUUUGAGCCACUGGAUGCAGCGCCGGCCAUGCGGACUCCUGACAGCAAACUCCCACGGUUCGGCGCGCCUGCUCACAUUAGUGCGGCAACGCGUCAGCGAGCACGGAGCAAUCUGGGUUGUGCAAAGUGAACUACAGUGGCCGUGAAGUGGCAUAUGAAUAUAUUUUGCAAAAAAAAAAAAUUAAAAACAAAUACGAUUGCUUUCAUUGCUUUAUUUCGAAAGUGGGCAUUCUUCACUCUUUCCAGACCUCAGUAUAUAUAUUUUUAUCUUUUCUUUUCGGUCCUCUGUUGAUAGAGGUUAUGUUAAAUGCAAUCAGCUGGGCGCUAAGUGCAAAAAAGCUCUGUCUUGGUGCUUGUAACAAUAUAAUGGUUGUUUUUAUUUUCCUAACUUUGCUCUUGGGAGCAUUGAUCUGUAGCUUUAUGGUAGUGGAAUAUUUCUCAGCACAUACUGUCAAGAAAAUUUUACACUGUACAACUGAAGAUUGUUUUCAGGGUUAAAUGAUUGGUAUUAAUGUAUAUAAAGUUAUUGCAAGAUUUAAAAAUGAUUUUUCUUAACUUGGUGUCUUUUUAAAUACCCCUUGAAAAAAUAUAUGAAAAUGAUGAAACUUUCGUCAGAGUAAGCCAGUAUAUGGUACAAUGUAUUCUUUUAGAUGUAUAAUCAAGAGUCGAUUAUAAAUAUCAAUGACCUCAAGCUCUUACUAGCUCAGUGGUUUGAAAAGCAUGGCAGGCGGCUCCUGAACUGUUUGUUUUAAGUCGUGGAUGUGAUUCCACAGCCGACCGGCCAGGUGUGUUCCGUGAACGCACUCCGCCCUCCCCCCUGGCGCCGGACCGGGAUGACCAGAUGGGAAUCCAGGUCAUCGUGCCCAGCCCCUUAACAUGGUGCUUCUUCAUCCAGCCAUCUCAGAGCUUCCGUUGUGGUGCAGCAGAGUCGCAGCUUGCAAGGUGGCUAGGUUUCGAACGCUGUGCCUGAAAGUAUAAAAUCGGACAUGCUCAGAAUGAUCCUGAAACCUCUUACAUUGCCAAUAAAGUUCUGCGUGCAGUCUUA